Molecule: messenger RNA, 526 nt
Organism: Raphanus sativus (radish)
Lineage: Eukaryota; Viridiplantae; Streptophyta; Magnoliopsida; Brassicales; Brassicaceae
Exons: 1
Source: RefSeq, a predicted model, not a curated record
AUCGAAGAUGGAAACAACGGUGCAACGAGAAGAGAAGAGAAGAACAAGGAGGAAGACUUGGCAAGCAAGCAAGUCUCAGAUGAACUUGAGAAAAGUUGUUUGACAGAAGAAGAGGAUGUUGACUAUUUGUCUGAUCAGAACAGUAAGAAGCGGUCAAGGGUACUUAAAACAACUUCUGAAUCAGAGAAAAGAAAGAAGCGUAAGUCACGCAAAGAACCUCGUUACAAUAAUACGUCGUCGUUUGAUGACUGGCCUUUUGCUGGUAACGUUAACCCGCAAAAGAAGGCUAUCAAUAUUGAUGAUGAAGACAUGGACAUAAAGUUGGAGAGGUCAUCAGCAUCAGCAUGUGAAGGUUACUUUUUUCCCAAGGCUCAGUUUUUGUCUCAAGUUGGAAUCUAUUCAUUACCAUAUGCAGUCUUGUUUAGGCCUUUGUAUUUGAUUUCAGUUGGGCUCUGUGACUAACUGUGUCAGACUUGGUUCAUGUAUUUUUGUAAUUGGGCUACUAAUCUUUCCAAUCAACCAAGAA